Pyrenophora tritici-repentis Pt-1C-BFP is the source of this 2670-nucleotide messenger RNA. Lineage: Eukaryota; Fungi; Ascomycota; Dothideomycetes; Pleosporales; Pleosporaceae. The record is from RefSeq and is a predicted model, not a curated record.
AUGGCGGACGCGGUAAAGGAUGCCGUCAGCUCGGCUGUCGAGGGCGUGAAGAAUCUUGCAGUGUCUGGCGAGCAGAAAGCCCAACAAAAGGAGAACAAGGCCCCGAAAGCAAAAAAAGAGAAGAAGAAGGGAGAUUCGGGAGAUGGACGUCCCUUGAUGCUCGAUCCUGCGCCCGCCUUUAUCGACCACCGCAUUCAGAUCUUCGAGAAGCUCAAGGCGAAGUAUGACGAAGAGAUAGCCCAGAAGCCCCGCGAUGGGAAGAACAUAGAAGGAGAAUCAUGGGUCACCAGUCCAGCCGAUAUCGCACGCAACAUCGCGAAGAGCCUAUUCGAGCGCACCGUCGUCGCACGCCUGGACAAAGGCACGCCCGAGGAAACACUGUGGGAUCUCGAGCGACCAUUGGAGAAGAGCUGCAAGCUAGAGCUCUUGCCAUUCGACGACCCGGAGGGUAAGAAGGUCUUCUGGCACUCGAGCGCACAUAUCCUGGGAGAGGCAUCCGAGCGCCGAUUCGGUUGCGAUCUCUGCAUUGGCCCUCCCAUUGAGGAUGGUUUCUACUAUGAAAUGGCCCUUCCAGAUAACGCGGCAGUUGAUCCUGCCGAUCACAAGCCGCUCGAGACCAUUGUCAGCAGCAUUGUCAAGGAGAAGCAACCCUUCGAGCGCCUGACACUGUCAAAGGAUGAUCUACUUGAAAUGUUCAAGUCGAACAAGUACAAGCAGCACAUCAUCAAGGACAAGAUUGCCGACGGCACCUUCACAACCGUAUACCGCAACGGACCACUUAUCGAUCUCUGCCGCGGACCACACGUACCACACACUGGCCGGAUAAAGCAGUUCAAGGUCAUGAAGAACUCGGCCUCAUACUUCUUGGGAGACGCCAAGAACGACAGCUUACAGCGUAUUUAUGGUGUCUCCUUCCCCGACAAGGAUGCCAUGCAGGCGCAUCUCAAAUUUCUCGAAGAGGCUGCCAAACGUGACCACCGCAAGAUUGGAAAGGAACAAGAACUCUUCUUCUUCCACGAGUUUAGUCCUGGCUCUUGUUUCUUCCUCCCACACGGCCAAAUUAUUUACAAUACACUACAAGCCUUUUUGCGUGAAGAGUACUGGAACCGCGGAUAUCAAGAAGUUGGAUCACCAAACAUGUACAACUCCGCGUUGUGGAAGAUUUCUGGCCACUGGCAGCAUUACGCUGAUGACAUGUUCACCUUUGAUGUAGAGAAGGAGAAGUGGGCUUUGAAACCAAUGAACUGCCCCGGUCACUGUCUGAUUUUCAAGCAUCGCGAGCGAAGCUACAGGGAAUUGCCAAUUCGUAUGGCCGACUUCGGUAUCCUGCACCGAAACGAAGCCAGCGGUGCACUCACAGGUCUUACCCGAGUGCGAAGAUUCCAACAGGACGAUACUCACGUUUUCUGUACCCAGGAUCAGAUCACAGAGGAAAUCUCCGCGCUAUUUGAUUUCUUAAGGGCAGUAUACGGAAAGUUUGGCUUUACUUUCAAGAUGAAGCUGAGCACUCGUCCUGAGGGCUUCCUCGGAGACAUCGAGACUUGGGAUAAGGCGGAAGCGAAGCUGACUGAGGCCUUGAACCAGUUCACUGCCGCAGGUGGCAGCGCUUGGGAGCUAAAUCCUGGUGAUGGAGCCUUCUAUGGACCCAAGAUUGACAUCACCAUCUCUGAUGCCCUCAAGCGAGAGUUCCAGUGCGCCACUAUUCAGCUUGACUUCCAGCUUCCGAACCAAUUCGAGCUUGAGUACAUGACAUCUGAGGUCAUACCUGUCAAGAACAAGGAUCAACCACAAGAAGGUGGACAUAUCGAGCAGAAGAAGGAGAAGCUGGAAGGUGCCGAUGUCACUAUUCCCAAGAAGAUCAAGGAACCACAACCAGGCUACGCUCGCCCUGUCAUGAUUCACCGCGCCAUCUAUGGUUCCUUUGAGCGUUUCAUUGCUAUCCUUACAGAGCACUUUGCCGGCCGUUGGCCUUUCUGGCUAUCUCCCCGUCAAGUCAUGGUCAUCCCCGUCAUGCCUGGUGCGAACGACUAUGUCAAAGAAGUGCAAGCCGAGCUCCGCAAGCACCGUCUCCACGCCGACAUUGACAUUAGCGGUAACACUAUGCAGAAGAAGAUCCGCACUGCCCAACUCGCCCUCUACAACUUCAUCAUGGUCGUUGGUGCCGAGGAACAACAGGCGAGGGCUGUCAACUGGAGGAACCGUGACGAUCAGGAGACUCAACAGCGUGGCGUCAUUGUACCGCUUGAUGAAGCCGUGAAGAAACUGGUCGAGUUGAGGGACGAGCGCAGGUUUGAGAACAAGGUCUAAGGUCGUGUGGAAUAAAAAGACUAGGAUGCACUAGGAACGUACGAUAAAUGAGACAUGAUUUGAUGAGGUAAAAGUAUGGGAAAUGGCAUGUGCGUAGCUUUGUAGAAAGCAUCUUACAGACGGGGUCAGGGAAGUGUUACAGAACAUGGCCAAGGAGCUAAGUUGAUCAUCUUGAAGCGAAUGCCGCUCAUGGAACAAGUGAAUGAGAUGACAGUGUGUGAACAAUAUGUGUCGUGUGUGGCGAUUGCUCGCAGAAGAACCGAUAUCCCAACGCCCUGCAAAGCCUAUUUGCCCAACGCCGUUUUCAAUAAAACCUAUACCAAUAGAACCCGUCUGAAAGCAAAAACUCCAUUUGAAAAAAAA